CGCUGGAACCGGGAAGGGGGGGCGGGGGAGCGAUGGUCGCAAGAUGGCGGCGCUGAAGGAGGAUCGGAGCUACGGGCUGUCCUGCGGGCGGGUGAGCGACGGCAGCAAGGUGUCUGUGUUCCACGUGAAGCUUACCGACAGUGCCCUGAGGGCCUUCGAGAGCUACCGCUCCAGCCAGGAUUCUGUUUCACUGAGACCGUCAAUCCGAUUUCAGGGAAGUCAAGGGCACAUCUCCAUCCCCCAGCCUGACUGCCCCACGGAGGCACGGACCUUCUCCUUCUACCUCUCCAACAUUGGCCGUGACAGCCCCCAGGGCAGCUUUGACUGCAUCCAGCAAUAUGUGUCCAGCCACGGGGAUGUUCACCUGGAUUGCCUGGGCAGCAUCCAGGACAAAAUCACGGUGUGUGCCACCGAUGACUCCUACCAGAAAGCACGACAGAGCAUGGCACAAGCUGAGGAGGAGACACGGAGCCGUGGUGCCAUCGUCAUCAAGCCUGGAGGCCGCUACCUGGGCAAGAAGGUUCAGUUUCGGAAACCAGCCCCGGGGGCCACGGACGCCGUGCCCUCCCGGAAGCGGGCGACGCCAAUCAACCUGGCGAGUGCCAUCAAGAAGAGCAGUGUUGGUGGCAUUAGUGGGGGCAGUGGGGUGUCUCAGAGGCCCUUCCGUGACCGAGUGCUGCACCUCCUGGCGCUGAGGCCCUAUCGGAAGGCCGAGCUGUUGCUACGGCUGCAGAAGGACGGCCUGGCCCAGGCGGACAAGGAUGCGCUGGACGGCCUCCUCCAGCAGGUGGCCAACGUGAAUGCCAAGGAUGGCACAUGCACACUGAAGGACUGUGUGUAUAAGGAUGUGCAGAAGGACUGGCCUGGCUACUCGGAAGGGGACCAGCAGCUGCUGAAGCGGAUGCUGGUCCGGAAGCUGUGCCAGCCACAGAGUGCAGGUGGCCUCCCCGGAGACCCUGCUGCCUCCAGUCCUCCCAGGGAACAUGGAAGCUCCGCCUCGCCCCCUCAGAAACGACCACAGCCUCCUGAUUUCAUCGGUCCCCUGGCCAACAAGAAACUCAGGAUAUCACAUUUCACCCAGAGAGCUCAGCCUGCCAUCAAUGGGAAGCUGAGUGCACCCCAUGGCCGCGAGGCCCUAUUGCCUACCCCAGGCCCGCUGGCUGGCACGGAUGCCCACCUGCCCCCGCGGUUGGAGCCCCCGAGGGCCCAUGACCCCUUGGCUGACGUCAGCAAUGACCUGGGCCACAGCGGCCGGGACUGUGAUCACGGAGAAGUGGCCACCCCGGCCCCGACUACGCGCCUCGGUUUGCCCCUGCUGACGGACUGUGCCCAGCCCAGCAGGCCCCAUGGCGGCUCAUCGCGCAGCAAAUCCAAGAAGAAGUCCAAGAAGCACAAAGACAAGGAGAGGGCAGCUGAGGACAGGCACCAGGCCCGGUUGCCAGACCACUUACCCAGCCCCCUUGGAGCCCCACCAGAUGCCCCGGGUUUAAACGGGGCCUGCAACAGCUCGAGCGUCCCCACGUCAACCUCAGAGACCCCCGACUACUUGCUGAAAUAUGCCACCAUUUCCUCCUCGGAGCAGCGCCAGAGCUACAAGAACGACUUUAACGCGGAGUACAGCGAGUACCGCGACCUGCACGCGCGCAUUGAGCAGAUCACACGGCGCUUCACGCAGCUGGACGCCCAGCUCCGACAGUUGUCCCAGGGCUCCGAGGAAUACGAGACUACUCGCGGGCAGAUUUUGCAGGAAUAUCGAAAAAUCAAAAAGACCAACACCAACUACAGCCAGGAGAAGCACCGCUGCGAGUACCUGCACAGCAAGCUGGCCCACAUCAAGAGGCUCAUCGCCGAGUACGACCAGCGACAGCUGCAGGCCUGGCCCUAGCCCGAGGCCACGGGGCUGGUGGUCCAGGCCGGCUCCCCACGCCGGGCCAACCCUCCUGGAUGGUGGGGGAGCUGGGG
Felis catus (domestic cat) is the source of this 1962-nucleotide messenger RNA. It is a transcript of the gene ELL, whose product is annotated as elongation factor for RNA polymerase II. Gene Ontology annotation, cellular component: transcription elongation factor complex. Gene Ontology annotation, molecular function: cis-regulatory region sequence-specific DNA binding. Gene Ontology annotation, biological process: transcription elongation by RNA polymerase II; snRNA transcription by RNA polymerase II; positive regulation of transcription elongation by RNA polymerase II. NCBI's taxonomy places the organism in Eukaryota, Metazoa, Chordata, Mammalia, Carnivora, Felidae. The record is from RefSeq and is a predicted model, not a curated record. The coding region runs from base 44 to 1885 and encodes 613 amino acids. The transcript is spliced from 12 exons.